UGUCGAUACCAGAUCACAGGGAGCCUCACACCUCACCGCACCACCCUGCAUUUCCCGGAGCUGAGAGCGUCUCCUUUUGUCUGCUAGCUGACUAUACCUCCCUGUGUUUACUAUCUGCAGUCUGCUGUCUACCCACGUCCUCAUGGAAGGUGUAAGUAACGGUCGCCGUGUGGUGGUCAGUUUGGUUCUCUUGUUGGCCCUCGUUAGUACAGCAUCAGCCUCGCUGGUUCCAUUUUAUCACCCUGAUUCACCCCGUCAACAACCCACGUCUACUGAAGCUAUGGUUACUACCUUUAACAUUACCCAUACUUCUAGUGAGGCCAAGACUACCAACGUCAACAUCUCUCUUACCUCCAGUGAGGCCAAGACUACCAACACCACCCUCCCUCCUACCUUCAGCAGCGUCCACAACUCGACGGCUUCCUUCCAAAACCUCGCUAGGUUGUCGUCACAAGGCAGAGAGCUUCUGUGUAACCAAACCCUUCAAGAAGUUAUCGUGAACAAGGCAAAGGUUAUCAUGUCCAUCAUCGACGACUUCAAGAAUGAUUAUGUCAGGAAUAAGUUCAAGACUGAUUGGGACUUCAUUGAUUCAUUCUUUGACCCAAGUACAGAUAAGGAUUAUGUGAAGGUUUGUGACGCAAGUGAGUGUGCUGAGGUUCUUCCCACCCUGCCCACCCCGCCCCACCACCCACCCAUCACCCAGGAGGAGGCCAAGGAACAGCUGGCCAACAUCACGGGCUGGGUGCAGCAGUACAUCAUCGCUAUGGAGCAAGUCUUCCUUGAUCAGUCGCUCACUGAAGACAUAUUUCAAGAGAACAUAGACGAUGUGUACCGUCUGCUGGAGGGGCUAACGAGGGUGCUGACUCAGGGCGUCGAGGACUGUCAGGCUGUGGCUGACGACACCAUCGUCAGGCAGCUGGCCAGCAAAAUAUACACCAGCACAAACACCUUCCUCAUCAACCAGAGGGGCUUCAGGAGCCUCCGUCAGUGUCGUCAAGGACUUCAGUACAUCGUUGACGUAUUUUCCAGCAGCAGCGACAAGGAGGACCUGUAGUGCCCCACCGCCAGUGUAUCUCUGUGUUGUGUUACACGCUGUACACGAGUAUGUUUGUGUUACACACUAUGCACGAGUGUGUAGUGUUACUAGAUAAAAUUUAUUACUUAAAUAUAAGAUACAAUCCUAGUUGAUAGUUUAUGAACUAAUAUUGGUUAAUAUCUAUCAUUAUAUUGUGUAUUAGAUGUGAUGUAAAAUUUAUUGUUGUUAUUGUUACAAGCAGUUGAGUGGUUACCUACGUGUAUGUUGGUACUCGAUUUGGUUGUUGGGUUUAGUGUUAACGCUUCUAAAUGUUUUUAAAUGUUUAUUGUACUGA
Molecule: messenger RNA, 1370 nt
Organism: Homarus americanus (American lobster)
Lineage: Eukaryota; Metazoa; Arthropoda; Malacostraca; Decapoda; Nephropidae
Exons: 3
Coding region: 143-1054 (303 amino acids)
Source: RefSeq, a predicted model, not a curated record